Messenger RNA from Aspergillus heteromorphus CBS 117.55, 426 nucleotides. RefSeq lists its product as uncharacterized. The record is from RefSeq and is a predicted model, not a curated record. NCBI's taxonomy places the organism in Eukaryota, Fungi, Ascomycota, Eurotiomycetes, Eurotiales, Aspergillaceae. The transcript has a single exon. Bases 15 to 278 code for a protein of 87 amino acids.
UAUCGGUCUUCACCAUGUCUUCGGAACCCCGUAAGCAGUCCGGACAGUACCAUCUGACGGGCUCGCAAAUCGUCGAGUCCAUCGACGAUCUGGGCUCGGAGGGACGCUGGGGAGAACUGAACCAGAGAGCCCAGCAGCAGUCUGCGACCGGUGGUGGUACCGGCACUACUUCCUCCACUACGCACCGGACGCAGGCCGCUCAGGCUAAGGCGCAUUCCUUCCGGCCCUAUACUGGUAGUUUGUCUACCUUACCUUUGAUCUUGACGAUGAGGAACUGAUCAUCAUGAAUUAGAUACCGAGCAGAGUGAGGAUCUGCAUCCCGAUGAUUAGGCCAUCGUCCAUGGUCGUCAGUCUGGCUUUGGCCGUGUAUAUCUGCCUCUACCCUGAUUUCUUAUACGUUAGGUCACUACUUAAGUGGAUGCUGUG